UGAAUGCUGCUUUUUCAGUUAGAUAUUAGACACUGAUAUUAAUGUAUGGAGGAUUUCAACGGGGGGAGACAGCUAAUGUUAACUUUUAGUCUGUCGCCGCCAUUAUACCACCGAAGAAGCGUAUCCCGCCCUCCUUCUUCGGUCUUUUCUUCUUCUUCUCCUUGGUACCAGAAAGCAGCCAUGGAGAGUUCCUCAGUGUACAUGUGCUUCCCCUGCUACCAGGAGUUCAACACUCUGGAAGAGGUACUGAAGCACCAGUUGACGUGUACUGCUGAGGAUGAACAGACAGACACAUCAGGAACCAUCCCUAUCACUGUUCCAGCGCUACAGACUCAGCAAAAAGUAAUAAAUAUAUCGAGGACAGUUGCAGUCCCACAAAUUCAAGUCCAAGCAGGAGACUCCUCUGUGCAACUUGAUAAGAGUAUACUCAAGCAGGCUUCAGUGAGUGCAAAGCUGUCAUCAGACCAGCCCAGAAUCCUCUACCAGUGUGGGGACUGUGAUGAACUUUUCAAGAGCCUGGACCUCUGGCAGCAACACCGUAAAGAAGAGACAUGUCAGCAGUCUGCCUCUGGGAGCAAGUCAAAACCUGAUUCACAACCUGAGGCAGAGACCUCCUUAGCUCAGAGCUCCACUUCAACCUUAAAUCCAGAUGAUUCUUCUCUCUCGAAGAGUGAAAGUAGCAUAAAUCUUAAGCCAGAACCUUUGGAGAAACCUGUAGCAGAGGAAGAGACGCAGCAGGAUACAGAGACCUCUACAGCUCAGUGCUCUGAUCCUCCCAUUUCUGAGGCGGCCUCUUUGACCUCUAAUCUGGAAGAUUCGUCUCCCAAGAAGAGAGGGGCAAACAAAAAGCCUAAGCCUGAACCAGUCCUCCUAUGUGUGGACUGUGGCUCAUGCUUUGGCCUGGUCUCUGAACUAGUGGCCCACCGCAAGACCCAACACGGCUUUGAGGAAGCUCUGCACCGCUGCUCUGUGUGUGGGGAAAGCUUUCUAAACACUACACUCUUUCUUUACCACCGCAAGCAACACAGACAGAAAGGUGAGGAAAAGGUGGUAGUGGUUCCUGAAGCGACACCAUCAGAGGAAGUUUGUACUCAGAGCAAUGGGACUGGUGAGCAGGGGCAGGAUGCCACUCCCUCCACUACCAGUGUCACCUCCACUUUCGCACAGCCUUAUUUGUUUAUGUGCACCCAGUGUGGGCAGAGCUUCAGUGAUGAAGAAGGACUGGUUGCCCAUCGUAAGCAGAAGCACGGCCUGAAGGAGCCACUACAUAGUUGCUCCCAUUGUGGCGUUAGCUUCAUGAACACCACCCAGUACCUGUACCAUCGCCGGGAGCACCUCUUCACAUCAGGGACAGAAGUGGCGGAUGGAGCUGAAAGUGGUGAUGAAACAGCCACUGCUAAACCUCAGGAUACCCCACAGAGCUCGAAGCGGCUGCUUUCCCCACCUACCUCCGCCAGUGAUUCAGUAUCAUCCCUUCCUAAGAGAAGUAAACCCUCUUUCAGGGUCCUGAGCAUUGGUAAUGCACUCAAAGGAAACAAGGGUUCAGGCACCAAAGAGGAAAUGGAGGGCAGCACUGCAGCAGACCCAGAAAACACCAACCACCCUCCACCUGCUAAGCUGUUGCAGGACUGGGCCCGCACACCUUUACCCCAUGUUUGCCCCUACUGUGGCAAAACCUUCACCCGACGCGUCUUCCUCCGCACCCAUGUGUACAGCCACACUGGAGAAAAGCUCUUCACGUGCAAGGUGUGCACAAAGUCCUUCACUAACUCCCAGAGCCUACUGCGCCACAGCAUGAGCCACACGGGCAACAAGCCCUUCAGCUGUGAUAUUUGUGGCAAAAACUUCUCCCAGGCAGCCACCCUGAAGAGACACCAACGCAUUCACACAUCAACACAGCCUCGGCGCAAGCGUGGACGAAAACCGGUGUGUACUUUGGACAACGAGGGAGCUGCUCAUCUUUUUCCGUGUCCUCACUGCCCCUCACGAUUCAACACGGAGGAUCAGCUUAACCAUCACAAAUUGCUCCACACCAGCCAUCCGUUCCCUUGCCCAGAAUGUGGAGAGGCAUUCAAACGCAGGAAAGACCUCGACCUGCAUUCGCUCACUCACCAAGACAAGCAGCCAGCGAUGUGUCCUCACUGUUCAUCCCAGUUUGUGAACCAGUCAGUGCUGGAAAUCCACCUGCAGCGUUGUCCUACCACAGACGAGGAGAAGAAUGCUGGCCGUGGACGGGGUCAGGGCCGGGGACGCUGCACUGGACAGAUUGAGUGUGACCUAUGUGGCCACCGUUGCAUGACCCAGGAGGGCCUCGACCUCCAUCGGUUGUCCCACACUGGCCAGACACCUCUCAAAUGCCCAGUGAGGCCUUGCCGCCGCCGAUUUACCUCCAACAAUGCCCUGGAGGAGCAUGUGCUGGCACAUUUCCAGGGAACACUCAGCAAGUCCAAAAACCGACCCCGCUUCCGCUGUCAGAUUUGCCACAAGGAAUUUGCCUACAAUUCCACCUUCAAUGUUCACAUGAGGACACAUACUGAUGAGAGGCCCUUUGAGUGCACCACAUGUGGAAAGCGUUUUCGCCAGCUACCCCAUCUGCAGGACCAUGAGCGCAUCCACAGCGGCCUGCGGCCUUUCUGCUGCUGGAUUUGCGGCAAGAGUUUCAGUGUGGCUGCCCGUCUCACAGAGCACGCCCGUACCCACAGUGGCGAGAAGCCCUACCCGUGUCCCCACUGCCCUGCUGCCUUCCGCUCUCGCUCGAACCUGGAUAAACACAUCCGGCUACAUGGAGAUCUGCCUUUGGAAACCGCUGAGCAGGUGGCACAAGCAGCCGAGGCAGCCCAGGUCCAGAAGGUGCUGGAGGGGGCCAAGGUGCUGUCUUCUCUGGCCACCACAGGGGAGGUUGAUCCUGGCUCAGUGCAGACGAUCUAUGUACUGCAGGGUGCCGAAGGAGGUACUGAGACGGUCAUGAUCCCGUCUGAUCAGCUCAGUGGCAUGGAGGGGACCUCACAGGUCGUCAUCCUGCCGUCCUCUGUUCUAGGAACUCAGGCCAUUACUGUUCCCACUAUCACCGUGGAUGGCAAUGAAAUCACCAUGGUGGAGACUAGCCAGUCACCUCAGCAUACCAUCGAGUUCAUUGUGGAGGAGACUGUAUGAAGACAGAUUAGAAACUACUGUGGACAGCGCAGCAUGGUAGAGAGAGACUGAAAGAUUAGUUGAGAAUAUAGACUGUUGAUGGAUAUGCAGUUACUACCUUAUAUUACUACCUUAUCUGUUUAUAGUUUGAUAGGUUUACAAACCAGUUUAAGCAAAAGUCCCAUCCUGUGAAGUAAUACUAUUUUCCAACUUUCCUUAAGCAAAAAAUUAGUUUAAUAUCAUUGUUGAAGCUGUGUAAAACUAAUGAAUUAAAGGUUGAUACACAGAUGAAAUUCUCAGGAGAACAGAAUGUACCUAAAAUUAGUCUUUCAAACUGAUUGAAAAACAGGUCGUAAAAUUGGCCCUCAAUUGUAUACAGACAUGUGUUUACAGCCCCUAUUUAUUAGGGGAAGACCGGUGUUGGCCCAUGAAAUGUCUUCUGCUUUCUUUAUAAUAAAACGCUUCAGCUUUCA
Xiphias gladius (swordfish) is the source of this 3605-nucleotide messenger RNA. It is a transcript of the gene znf574, whose product is annotated as zinc finger protein 574. The record is from RefSeq and is a predicted model, not a curated record. NCBI's taxonomy places the organism in Eukaryota, Metazoa, Chordata, Actinopteri, Istiophoriformes, Xiphiidae. Gene Ontology annotation, molecular function: DNA-binding transcription factor activity, RNA polymerase II-specific; RNA polymerase II transcription regulatory region sequence-specific DNA binding. Bases 46 to 3153 code for a protein of 1035 amino acids. Gene Ontology annotation, cellular component: nucleus. Gene Ontology annotation, biological process: regulation of transcription by RNA polymerase II. The transcript has 10 exons.